Messenger RNA from Chelonus insularis, 1474 nucleotides. Its product is annotated as glutamic acid-rich protein-like. The record is from RefSeq and is a predicted model, not a curated record. Bases 944 to 1363 code for a protein of 139 amino acids. NCBI's taxonomy places the organism in Eukaryota, Metazoa, Arthropoda, Insecta, Hymenoptera, Braconidae. The transcript has 2 exons.
UCUAGAAAUAUAUCUUAUAAGUUUUAACUAAAUCGUAUCAUAACAUAGUAUGUUUCACUAUAAGAAAUAUAAUGUGUCAAGUUGUGAACAUCAAAAUUUCGGAAUGCAGUUGACCAAUGAUGUCAAGUACAAAGAAUACGAAUUUACUCACCCACAUUGUAUUCAAGUGUAAUAACUAUUGAUAUUUGAUCUCUUUCGAAAAUAUUGCUAGUCUUUUUUAUAAAAAAUUUACAUUACAUGUGGUAUACAAAAAAAUUCUUCAAUUAUUAGUUAUAAAAUGUGAUGAGUACUAAUUUUUUUGCGAUCUUUGCGCAGGAAAAAAACAACGACAAUCAUGUUUCAUUGUAUGAACAUGACAAAGUAAAGAGUCAACUGAGAGAAUUUAAAGGGACUAUAAAGUCUUUGGAACAGCAGCUGGAGGCAAAAAAAUAAAAAAAUUGCCCACUCCGAGCUUCAUUAAACAAAAUAGUUGCAGAUAAUAAAAUAACAUCAAUCGUAUUGAUAUAAUUAUAUCUAUUCACAUCUUUUCAGAUAAAACCAAUUUUAUAAGCCUUCUUUAAUAAUAGAGGUUAUCAAUAUUAUUUUACAGAAUCGUUCAAAAAAUACAAAAAUAAUGCACAACUUCCGAAUACAUCAGCUUUUCCACCAAUCGGCUUUGAAAACACUGAAUACUCAACAGUCCACAUUGGACAUGAUAUAUGGAUUGACGCAGACACAUUUUACAUGGUGAUGGGACAUUCCUCUCCAACUAUUGUCAUUAGAGAUUUAUGUAGAGCUUUAUUUUCGACAUCCUUACCGCUGAGGAGCACGGUUUUAGGAAACCCGACUAAUAAAAAAAAAAAGAAAAAAUUAAAUUAAUGAACCUGUCCAAGGAUUAUCAUCGAUCAGACUACAUGCAAUAAGAGAUACAUUGGAAUAUUAUUUAAAUAAACGCCAUAAGGACAUGUCACAAUUUAAAAAAGAUGCUGUCUUGGGAAACGUAAGAACUGUAAUUUCAUCUCUCAUAUCGGAUUCGAAAAAAGAAGAAAAGAAAAAUAAAAUAACUGAAGAACAAGAAAGUACGGCUGGAGAAAAUAAAAAAAAUACAGGAAAAAAUAUAGUAGAUAAAGAGAAUAAGGUAGAAGAAAAAAACAUAGUAAAAGAAGAAAAUAUAGUCGAAGAGAAAAAUAGAGUCAAAGGGAAAGAUAUAGUCGAAGAAGGAGAAGAACCUAUCGGAAAAAUGCACAGAAAUGACAUAGAGAAGUAUCACGAUAAUGAAGAAACAGAUAUGAGGAAUAAUAAUGAUGCAGAAAAUGACGCGAAUGAAGAAGAUGAAAAUCACUGUACGAACACAGACACCGAAGACGAGAAAGAAGAAGAAUAACAGAUAUUUCAAUAUUUUCAAAAAGUAAUUAAAAAAAAUUUUGAGAAUAAAUUGUUAUCCAUUAAGGUUCUAACAGUAUUGAAUAAAAAGUAGAGAAGUUCUGUAAAAAAA